Messenger RNA from Fusarium coffeatum, 1101 nucleotides. RefSeq lists its product as uncharacterized. Lineage: Eukaryota; Fungi; Ascomycota; Sordariomycetes; Hypocreales; Nectriaceae. The record is from RefSeq and is a predicted model, not a curated record. The transcript has a single exon. The coding region runs from base 1 to 1101 and encodes 366 amino acids.
AUGGGUUUCCGUGUGGUUCUGCGCUGGCUCUUCAGAGAGUGUUUACCUUAUGCCAAGAUGGAUUCUGAUUAUGAGAAACAGAAAAAGCCUUCGACAAGAAGAAGACGAUCUCUCGAAAAAUGUUUUAGCAAGAUACGAACUUCACGAAGCUAUUCGGAUCGUGCGCGAUCGCCACGGGAGGGACCCUAUUAUUAUAAGAGUCAGGCUCACAGUUGGAGUCGGAGCCAAAGUCAGGAGGAUGAUCACACGUCAGGCGGUCAAAAGAGAGAGAGCCCAGUUAAUAGGCCUGACCUUGCGAAGCCUCUGCCUGUGGUUCCACGUCAAUGUCCCCCACAACAGAAGUCUCCAUACCGGGCACUAUCACCCCUGCAGAAGCGCAAUCGCAAUACUAGUCAUGCUCAAGCCCAACAACUUGCAUCUGCAUCAGAUGAAUUUCUUCGCCCACUUACGGAUAGAUCAGGGAGCACAGAAGCCAUCAUCAUUUUGGAAGACCGCUCAAUGAACUACGAGGCCGUAAGUGAGGUAGUCGACAUGAUAGCCCUACGCUUCAGCCACAUUCCCUACGCGGUAAGCGGCCUGGCUGCCAUGGUUUACUACGGCUACGACGCGAGGCCAUAUAAAGUGAGCAUAAUAUGCCCAGAGCACACGCGCGAGAACCAGAAAUGCUGGGCGAAAGCGCUGGGCAUGCUCCAGAUGCCCAAGAGACAAGAUAUCUGGGGUGUCGCAACGCGCGACGGCAUGCUACGUCAGAUCCGCGUCAGAUUUCCUUACGAUUUCGAGCAAAUGCACACUCUAAGAGUAGGCAGCUCCGGGGUCUCGAUGCUCUCACUAGCGGGGCUGGCUGAUGAGCUGGCGAGAACGUACGUGAACGAGCUCAAGCACUCAGACCAGGACCGUCAGGAGAAUCUGGCAAGGGAGAUGGUGUGGAUUCUCAACAGGAUCAUUCAGGUUAAAAUGCCUGAACAUAGGCUCAAGCCUGAGAGGAUACCUCAUCUCAUCAACGAACGCUUCUGGCUGCCAUUCUCUCUCGCCUAUCCGGAGGUGGUGCCUUUAUUUGCGAAAGCUGGAUGGAGAAUCCCUAUCGAGGGCUGGUCCGGAUGA